Candidula unifasciata is the source of this 561-nucleotide messenger RNA. Lineage: Eukaryota; Metazoa; Mollusca; Gastropoda; Stylommatophora; Geomitridae. The record is from the annotation of a GenBank genome assembly.
AUGGCAUCAGGUCCACCACCUCCCUACCCAGGCACGGAGGACACUAAAGGUAGUCAACCAUAUGGUUAUGGUGCCCCACAACCACCUGAACCUGGUUACCCCCAGCCACAAGCUAACUAUCCUACACAGCCAGGCUAUCCACCACCUCAGGCUGGUUACCCUCAACAAGCUGGGUACCCUCAACAAGCCGGUUACCCUCAGCAGGCUGGUUACCCUCAUCAAGCCGGUUACCCUCAACAAGCCGGUUACCCCCAACCUCAGGGCUAUGCACAAGCUGGACAUCAGAACACGACAGUGGUGGUUACUCAGCCUCCUGUGAUGCUGGUACGGACGUUCGGAUCUGUUCCUGUUCGCACCAGCUGUCCUCACUGCAAAGCAGACGUCAUCACAGCCACACAUUUUGAGAGUGGGACCUUCUCCUGGGUAGUGUGUGUGGUCCUCUGCUUGGUUGGGUGUGAUCUUGGCUGCUGUCUCAUUCCGUUCUGUGUGGAGAGUUGCCAGGAUGUAGUCCACACGUGCCCCAACUGCCACCAGCAUAUUGCCCGCUGGAACCGCAUGUAG